AUGGUGAUGACGAGGUCACGAACAGAAGCGGGCGUAAGUUCUCGGACUCCUGUAGACCAGUCCGGGUAUCAGGACGAACGUUGGAGGAGAAUCAAGGUUCACCAAAAUGAGGACGUGUGGAUUCAGCAAAUGAAGAAGGUCCUAAAAGGGGACGUGUCAGACCUUCCACGGAACCAGGUCAAGAAGAUUGCGAAGGUCUCCGAUCAGUUUGUGCUGGAUUCGCGAGAAGUCCUCUACAGACUGAGUACGCCCACCCCGGAGAGACCUCGCAACAAACAGUCGGAGCUCAGGCUGGUAGUCCCGGAAACUUUACGUACUGACAUACUACACUAUUCACAUGAAGACUUUCAAGGUGGCCAUCAAGGAAUCAACAGGACGUUUGAGCGAUUACGUUCGGAGUUCUACUGGAUCGGGAUGUACGCUGAUGUACAGAAGUUCCUACCUGAGUCCGAUCGUGGAAAUACCUACUUGUUGCUGUUCCAAGAUCAAUUUUCAGGAUACGUCAUGUGUAAACCCAUGCGGAAUACCGAAGCCUAA
Messenger RNA from Phytophthora megakarya, 537 nucleotides. The record is from the annotation of a GenBank genome assembly. NCBI's taxonomy places the organism in Eukaryota, Oomycota, Peronosporomycetes, Peronosporales, Peronosporaceae.